AUGCCAAGAAGUGCUAGAAAUGUUAAAAGCAAAACACCAAGAGCCUCAAUAGGCGUUUCAGACUGGGAAUCAAAACUUUGCGAUCUCAAUUUGGACGAUGAAGUAUGGAAAAUGUCACUGUCCAUUCUUUCACCAUCACUAUUAACGGAAAAUGAGAUCAUAUCAAUUUUAGCAGCAAGCAUCGUCAAUGGGCAGCGUCAGAGAUUCACGGUAAUAACAUAUGAAGAUGUCCUGAAUCAAAUUUUCACUCAAUGUAAAGCCAAAAGUCAGAAGGAUGCUCCAGAAUUUUUUGAGAUAUGCAAUGUGGCUAAAAAUGCCAUUGAAACCGUCGAUGAAUUAAAUCCGCAGACACUUUCAAAAGUUUUGAAGUUUAUGUUCAACAGCAUAAAAACACUGGACAUUAAGCAGCAGUCAUUAAGAAAAUCAAUUCCGAAGACUAACCAUAUGGAGGAUACUAAGAAGAAAGAAAACCCAAAAGAUAAAAAAUCUGGUGCCAAAGUCAUAAAAUCACAAGAGCCACCAGUAAACAAAGAGAAAAGUAAACUUUAUAAACGUGGGGAAGAAGCAUUAGAAGAGAAAUACCUGGGUGAUGAACCAGAUAAUGGAAUCAGUCGAUAUAUUCUUCUUGUUAAUUUUGAAAAAUGUGGACUUUUAGAAGAGUUAUGUCGUCUAAAAAUAGACAUCCAUAGUAUUAUACGUUUGCAUGUAAAUGAUCAAAAACAACUUCAAAUAUUAAUCACCAAACAGAAGGCUGAAAAAAUGUGGGGUUCCAAAGGAUGUAAGCAAUGAAGUUAGUUGUAUCAUCAAAACACGUUCCGAU
Molecule: messenger RNA, 820 nt
Organism: Schistosoma guineensis
Lineage: Eukaryota; Metazoa; Platyhelminthes; Trematoda; Strigeidida; Schistosomatidae
Source: the annotation of a GenBank genome assembly